This is a messenger RNA of Periconia digitata, 540 nucleotides long. The record is from the annotation of a GenBank genome assembly. NCBI's taxonomy places the organism in Eukaryota, Fungi, Ascomycota, Dothideomycetes, Pleosporales, Periconiaceae.
AACUGUGCUGUGCUCUGGGAACUGCAGCAAAAGCCGCAAUGGUACCUCGACGAUGCCUCUGACGCCCACGAAGUUGUUGUCGACCCCUUCAAUCAUGAGCUCUGGACCUGUAUAUGUCAACUGAAACGGAAGAGAGACCCUCCGUUUUGAUUGUAGACGAAAGUCUGCUAAAUCAAUCAAUGAUUCAACGUGGUUAAAGUAGUCGUUCAUUGAACGGAAAAUCACGAUGACUGGCGAAUUUCCAGGGACCUCUUGUACGAACUCAAUCAGUGUACGUGCUAAGUCGGUUUGAUUUCUCUGAUGCUUAUCGUUCGGCUUCUGCUUGUUGUUCUGAUGUGGCAGUCCGUGUCUUCCUUUUCUCGAUACGUGAGGCAUUGUUUGUACGGUCCAUCUAGACAUGUAUCUAGUGUGGGAGGAGUUGAAGUAGGCAUGGGAUAGGGAGGUCGAGGUGGAAUUAGCGACAGGAGAUGGGAACGGCGAGACAAUUCCAAUGUUAACACACAAGAUGUAGAUUGUACAGCAAAUAUGUGACACGCCUAU